AGCAGCGGGCGCCCGGCCCCGCCCGCGCCCGCCGGGCCGCCCGCGCCCGCGCCCGCGCAUGGAGCGCGGCCCGCCGGCACAGGACGCGCGCUACCAGCUCGCCUCGGCACCCGUGGUCUGCACGCUGGUGGCGCUGCUGGUCGCCCUGCCGGCGGUCCUGUCGCUCCGCUUCGCCGGCUGGCUGCGCCGCCAGGAGGAGGACGAGCCGCCUGGCAGCAGCAGGGACGGCUCCGAUCGGGCCGAGGACGACACCCAGCGGCUGCUUGUCCCAGGCGGCGCCGGCAGAGCUGCGGCGCGCUCGCCCCGGCGCCUCCGGCGCCGGCGGUCCCAGGGCGCGGGGGUCUGAGGCUCCGAGGCCCUGCCCGCCGGUCUCGGAUCUCGAGGGGCCGCCUGCCCUGCUGCCCCGCCCCCCCCCCCUCGCCGUGUGAUCGCUUCGGCCCUCUCUCUCUCCCGCCAUGGCUGUGGCAG
Prorocentrum cordatum is the source of this 468-nucleotide messenger RNA. The record is from the annotation of a GenBank genome assembly. Lineage: Eukaryota; Dinophyceae; Prorocentrales; Prorocentraceae.